Symbiodinium necroappetens is the source of this 2814-nucleotide messenger RNA. The record is from the annotation of a GenBank genome assembly. NCBI's taxonomy places the organism in Eukaryota, Dinophyceae, Suessiales, Symbiodiniaceae.
AUGCACUUGCCGCCUCGACCUGGGUCGGCUGGUAUUUCCGAUGCCAUCCAUGCCACGAAGUCAUUGCCGGUAGGAUUGUAUUCAAAGCUCGGUCAAGCGGAGGGCCCGCGUGUUCCAGAUGUUGGGGGCCAUCAAAUGGCCUUGCAGGCUCUGCCGUCCGAGCCAGGCACCAUUCGGAUGCAUCCCCAGGAACUGCUGCAGCAUCUGGACAAGCUGCAGCCAACCCACCCGCUGCAGUCGGCUCCCCCACAAAACGGGCAUCACGAGCCAAAUGACAUGCAGCCGGCACAAGUGCCUCCAGUGCAUGCCACGCAUAGCACUGCAGCAUCAUGCGCUGCGAAGGCAGGACACCCCCAUGCACCGACACAGAACUUCUCUCAGCAUGCCGCACCUAUGCAGUUUCACGGCCACACAGCCCAGAGCAGUCACUUGCAUCAGACGCCGGUUGCAAAGCACGGGCGUCCGUCCCCGGCCCCGCCACAGAUUCCACCACAGCUUCCAGUCGAGGCUCGUGGACACAGUGCAGGCCAUGCAAUGGCAAAGGCCACGGGUGAUGUGAGCUCGCUGCUCCGCAAAGCCGAGACGCUCAAAAGGGAUGUUGACUCCACUCUGGAAGGCUUUGCUGCCAACAAGGCGGGCUCCGAUGUUGCCAUGCAGCAGCGUCUGGCAGCGCUUUUUGCAGAUUUAACCAACACGACUCAGAGAGUCCGAGAAGAGGUGGACGCGAUGCCUGAAAAAGGGCGCGCGGCCUGGGACAGAAAGACUACUCGCCUGGAGGAGGACGUGUCGGUCAUCCAGAAUGCCGUGGACAAGCAGCUGGGAGCCUUUUACCGAGUCAAGAGAGAAGAGGAGAACCGCAAGAAGCUCCUUGGUGACAGAAAGAAGAAAGAUGGCCCUGACGAUGAGACACAGGGCUUGGUGCGGGAGAAUCGGUCUCUCCGAGACUCCGCCGCCGCCCUUGACGAAGUCUUGGAGCAGGCAGGCUCCAUCUUCGGAAACCUCGUGAACCAGAACAAGGUUCUGAAGAAUGCGCGGCGGAAGCUCCUGGACGCUGCGAACAGCAUCGGGGUGUCGCAGAGCCUUGUGAAUGUAAUUGACCGAAGACAGACCGGGGACAAGUGGCUGGUCUACGGGGGGAUGGCCCUCACGCUGUUCAUCUUGUUCUCUCUCUGGUAUCUGCUCCGCAUGUGCGAUCUCCGAGGUGCAGAAGCGAGCCCGAUCAUGCAUUUUUCCCCGCCAUGUGCACACACUGCCGGCAGAAACAACACUGCAUCAGCGGACAGAGUCGCAGUAGCAAGGCAGGUAGAGCCCGCCAACAUCGGAGCCCUGCUAUGGGGUGCACCCAUGAGCAUUGGCCCGGAAAAGGGACUUGGAAGUGCCCGACGCAGCCCCAGAAGGACAUGGCCUGCAUGGCAAUCUGCUGCUUUGGAGGUCCAACGCAGCAUGCGGACUCAGGCGAGCCUGCUCGACGUCAACAAGAUGCUCGGGGGACUCGCCAAAGAUGGUCGAUGGCAGCUCGUGCUGCUUCAGCUCCGGCUGUGGUCCCAACUCCAGCUGGACUUGGUCAGCUUCAACUCGGCACUUUUAGGCCUGAGCAAGGCAGCUCGCUGGCUGCAGGCGCUGGAGCUCUUCUCGCUCCUGGCCGGUCUUGCCUUGCUCCCGAACGCUGUGUCGCGCACCACCGUUGCUUUGAAAACCGGCGAGAGAUGGCAGGGAUCGUUGCUGCUCCUGCGCGAGCGCGGAGGCGCCUUCGAGGAUGCCGUCGCCUGCAGCGCAGCGCUCACCGCCGCUGGCCGCGGCCGAGGAAGCUGGCGACUGCCUUUGCAACUCUUCUCAAUAGCCAGCACGAAGAUGCUGUUGCCAAAUGUCGUGGUACUGACCGCCCAAAUAGCUCCCAACACGUGGGUUCACGGGCUUCAGCAGCUUCAGGCCUGCGGCCGCACGCGGCUCCGCCUCGAUUCCGUGGCUUUCGUGGCCGCUGUGGCGGCGCCGGGCGCCUGGAGCAGCUCCCUGGAGCGACUGGCCUGGGGGAGAAGGCGCGGCUUGCCUGGACUGGGCUCCGGGGCGCGUAGCGCGGCCGUCGCUGCUGCCGCCGAGGCCUCUCUGUGGGAAGAAUCCAUCGCGGUGCUGUUAAGUCCUCGCCGAGCAAGACGGUUAGGUGAGAUUACGCUGCAGUAUAGAAAGAACCAGCUCUGUGGCUUCGUCUCGGCCAUCGCGGCCUGUGAUGCCCUGCGCUGGGCUUGGGUCCUUGAGCUCUUGCACCGGGGUCGGACGUGGGGACUCGGCCUCGACCUGGACGUGCUGAACGCGGUCGUUAGUGGCUGCGAAUCGGUGUGGCAACAGGCCUUGGCAACACUGGGCUUUGCCUUGGCAGCGCAAAGCACGCUGCCGGACCUCAUCACUUGGAAUGCGUUGCUUUCCGGCACCCCUUGGUCCUCAGCAAUGGAGGCAUUGCAGAGCCUGCAGCAGCGAGGACUUCAAGCCGACGUGAUCUCUGUGACGGCCGUGGUCACUGCCUUUGAGCAAGGUUUGCGAUGGUCCGCUUCGAUCGCUGCGAUUUCACGAAUGCAGGAGGACCGACUGCUGUGCAACGAGCAGACCUUUACGGCAGUGGCCAGUGCUUGCCAGAAAGCCGGCAGAGAAAGGUUCGUGCCGUGCGUCCUGGAGGAAAUGCGGCAUCAGGGCCUGGCCUGGGACGUCGCUGCACUGAGCACAGCUCUCCUUGCAUCCGAACAAACUCUGUCUAGUCCCAUCCUUUGCUUGCUAUCAUUCCAGUCAGGCCGCACCGUUCGUUUUAUGCAACCUCUCAGAUGA